Molecule: messenger RNA, 1035 nt
Organism: Orbilia oligospora ATCC 24927
Lineage: Eukaryota; Fungi; Ascomycota; Orbiliomycetes; Orbiliales; Orbiliaceae
Exons: 1
Coding region: 1-1035 (344 amino acids)
Source: RefSeq, a predicted model, not a curated record
AUGGGUGACGAUAAAUCACCUUUCCAUGUUACCGUUGGAGGGCCUGACUGCAGUGAGGAUAUAUCGCUCCGAGAAAGGCUUGCCCUACAUUUACCUUCAACGUUCCGCACGAAGAACGAUCACGUCUCCACCCCGAGCUUCGAGGAUCCAGAGUUUCUUCAACGAGAGUUACUUGUUCCGCGGUUAGAUGAUAUCCAAGACCACCUCUGGAUGGUCGGUCGACCUAUGCCACCCCGCCCCUUACAUUACCAACUAAUGUUGUCGAGAGACAUCGUAAUCACGGAAUCUAUGGAUUUGCAUCUUGUUUGGGCCGAUAAACGUAUUUUCGUUAAACCGAUCCCUGGUUAUCUCCUCGACCCAGAAUUUUGGUCAACGCAUUUGGUGUGCCCUGAAAACAUGGAUAUACAACAACGACAAUAUCGCGAGGAACUGGCAAAGGCCGCCCGUGGCUUUUUAUUCACAUAUACAGCUCUGAUUGCAUAUGAGAGUGACUUCCGCAUUGCUUUGGAAUCUGGACUGAUCUCUCAUAAAAUCACUUGGGAGACAUGGAAGAAAAUUUCGCGCCAGUUUGUCCAGGACUUCCAGUAUUCUUCGGUUAAUCCUCGUUUCUGGUAUGGCGAGUUGCGGCUUAGCCGGUUGAAUUCGAUUUAUCGGUGGCGUAAGGGAUUGCUAUGGCGCGGGUACUCGAAAAUAUCAUCGCAUAUGUCUUACGGUGGCCUACUUCGAGAUAAUUUCCAUUUGUUGGCUGCGAUACUCGGUUACAUUGUCAUUGUCUUGACUGCCAUGCAAGUGGGUUUGGCCACGGAAAGGCUUGCCACCAAUGUGCCGUUUCAAGAUGUUAGCUACGGCACUGCUGUCCUUGCAAUGAUUGCCCCGCUGAUUGUGGGAGCGGCCAUCUUUGCGAUUGUCCUCUUUAUAGUGGUCUAUAAUUGGUUAGUGACAAAAACAUACGAAAAAAGAAGGUUCAAAGAGAUGGGUGUGCUGCCGGAUUGGGGUGGUGAUACUAGAGCGCGAGGUGGCAGGGUGGGUAUGUGA